This is a messenger RNA of Cercocebus atys (sooty mangabey), 6796 nucleotides long. RefSeq names its product protocadherin beta 6 (gene PCDHB6). Gene Ontology annotation, cellular component: plasma membrane. Bases 3171 to 5552 code for a protein of 793 amino acids. The transcript has 2 exons. Gene Ontology annotation, molecular function: calcium ion binding. Gene Ontology annotation, biological process: homophilic cell-cell adhesion. The record is from RefSeq and is a predicted model, not a curated record. NCBI's taxonomy places the organism in Eukaryota, Metazoa, Chordata, Mammalia, Primates, Cercopithecidae.
UAAACAAACUGCAGUUCAUUCAACCUGCAGAAUACUAUUCAGCAUCAAAAAGAAAUGAGCUACCAACCCAUGAAAAGACAUUGAGGAAAUCUAAAUGGAUAUUACUAAGUGAAAGAAGCCAGUCUGAAAAGACUACAUACUGUAUGAUUUCAACUACAUGGUGCUCUAGGAAAAGCAGCACUGUGGAGAGAGUAAGAAAAUCCAUUUACAUUGGGUUCUAGGGGAGGGAGGGAGGUAUAAAUAAGUGUAGCACAGGGGAUUUUUAGGGCAGUGAAACUACUUUGUAUGACACUAUAAAGGUGAAUACACAUCAUUUUUAAUUUGUCCAAAGCCAUAGAAUAUACAGCACCAAGAGUGAGCCCUAAUGUAAACUAUGGACUCCAGGUUAUAAUGACAUGCCAAUGUAGAUUCAUCAGCUGUAGCAAAUGAACCACUCUGGUGGAGGAUGUUGAUAAUGGGUGAGGCUGUGCUUGUGUGGGGACAGGCGUAUGUAUGAAAUCUCUGUACUUUACUCUCAUUUUUGCUGUGAACCUGAAACCAUUCUAAAAAUUAAAGUCUACUUUUAAAAAACUGGAUAACUUACUUCUUAGAUAACAAAACUCAUGAUAAAGCCAUAAUAAUUAACACAAUGAGUUAUUAUAGGAUAAACAAGAUUGAAUAAAACAUCUUCAGAGCUAUGGUUACCUAAUUUAUAACAAAGAUGACAUUUCAAAAACAAUGGAAAAUGGAUUGUUUUUUAAAUAGAUGGUGCAAAGGUUUAAGGCAUUCAGAUACUUAUAUUUUAAAAUUUUUGACUCCAACCUCAUUCACUUGAAAAGUUAAUUUCAGGUUGAUUAUAGCUCUAAAUGUGAAAAGUGGAGUAAUUAAUCUUUCAAAAUACAUCAUAUAAGAAUAUUUUCAUGACCUUGGAGUAUGUGAACAUUUAAAUAGAACACAAAAAAUGCUAAUCGUAAAUGAAAAUUAUUGACAAAUCUGACUAAAGUGAAGAAAUCGUAUUCAUCAAAGACACAUAAUAGACUUGAAAUAUAAACCAUAGAGUGGGAAAAGAUAUUUGCAAUACAUAUAUCUGAAAAAGGACUUAUACCCAGAAUAUAUGAGAAACUUCUGCAGAUCAAUAAGCAAACAGGCAAAUGCCUCCCCCCAAAAAAGUAAAAAGGUUUGUGUAAGCCCUUUACAGGAUUGUAUCCUAAUGGCCGAUAAACAGGAAAAUGUGCUCAAAUUGUUUAAUCACUGGGGAAAAUGCUAACUAAAAUUACAAUAUGAGAUCACCAAACACUAACUAGAGUGGUUUAAAAUGGAAAAGAUAGCAUCAAAUGUUGACAAGAAUGUGGAGCAACUGGAACUCUCAUACUUUGCUGGUAUUAGUACAACUACUUGAGAAAACUUUCCCAUUAUCUGCUAAAGCAACUUAUAUGUGCACACCUUAAUGCACAGCAAUCCAACUCCUUUGAAAAUAUUCAACAUAAACACAUACAUGUGGUCACCAAAAGACUAGUACAAGGAUGUUUAUACCAGUACUACCCAAAAUAGUUUAAACCUGGAAGAAAAAACAGCGUUCAUAAACUGGAAAAUGAAUAAACAAAUCAUAGUAUAUUCAUACAACAGAAUAAUAAAAAGCAAUGAGAAUAAAACAAAUAAGAACAAGAUGCCACAGAUCAAUUUGACAAACAUAAUAUUGAGGAGAAGAAGCCAGACACAUGAGAGUAACAAUCUAUAACUCCAUUUGUAUAAAGUUAAAAAAAAAAAAAACCUAUGACAACAGAAGUCAGGACAGUCCUUAUCUUUUGGGGAGAGGGCAGUAACCAGACAAUAGCAGGUGGGGACUUGGGUUUGGGUAGUAUUUUUGAUCUAGGUUCUACUUACAGGAGUGCGUUCACUUUGCAAAAUUCAUUGAGUUGUACACCUAUGAUUUGUGCCAUUUUCUGGGUGUUAUUGGUGUUUACUUCAAAGUGAAAGUAAUUUUUCUUAAACUUUAAAUCUCUAUAGCUAUUCAUGAUCACUUAUUUAAUAUAAUCAAAUAAGAAACACGAAAUAAAGUUAUAUUUGUGUACUCAAGGGUACUUUUAUGGAGAUUAAUAUAUAAUUUUAGUUUUUUCUCAAAAGUAUUCUCUCACUGAAAAUUAACUCCACAACGUUUAUUUAGAACUUUCAGUAACUAAGAGCUGGAGAUACCACCGGGAGAGCUUAUGGGACAAAAGGGUAUGGAUACACGUCAGGGUUAGAAUUUAGGAUGAAAUGGCAAAUACUAUAUGCAAUAGUAAAUUAGGACGCCUGGUGGCGCUGCAGGCUAAGAGUGUGGAUAGUGGGCUCUGCGGAUAACUCAGGCGCCAUUAAGCUGAGAAAUCCAAAGCCUGAAUGCUUCCUAAAAGAAGGACGCAUUUUAGGUAAGAUCUAGUGGCUAGAUCUUCAGAAUGGGCGUCGUUCUUGUGGAAAUCAGUUAAGAAAGAUCGGAUUCGCGGUUAUUUAAGCAAAUCAUCUGGGUGGAUUGUAUACAGAGUUAAAGAAACUGCGCCUUCUGGACCGGUUCUGAACAAUGGAGACUGCGCUAGCAAAAACGCCACAGAAAAGUGUACCUCUUGGACUCAUGGAUUAAAUGGCUCAUCAGAGAUAAAUUGCACUGCUGAAGAAUCAAAGGAGAAAGAUUGAAGUGUAGAAUCUGCACUUCAAUCUUUCUCCUUAAUUAGCACCACCAGGAAAUUUGAUUCAAGUUCUAGAGGGGAGUGAACCCAGGAAUUGGCUUAAAAGCAAAAACGUACACACAAAGAAACCAAAGCUCGCAAGCAAUUAUUUAUGCAUGUGGUCCACGCACUCAGUCUGAGAAACACUGACUCGACUUAAAAGUCUUUAUAAUGCUCAGAUUUCGGAAAUGCUAUUGACCUGAAACAUCUCAUGAAGUUAUUAGUUUGAACGCGAGGUGGCGGUACAAGCUAAGAGAGUGAAUGAAAGCUCUGCAGACUCGGUGGACCCUGUUUCACCCAGAAGCCAAGUAAAAAUACAGACCACAUUUACAGCUAAAGCUGAGCUAGAUGUGUCCGGGAAGGCAGUCGUCGCCAGACAAGUUGUAAGAACGAAUUUAAAAAUCUCUGCAAAGACAUCUGAGAGGGUCGACGGUGGAUGUGGUGAUUGGGAGCUGAAAAGGAUUUUUCUUCUGUAAUCAGACAAUAGACACGAUGCAAACUAAAGUACAGAACAAGAAAAGGCAAGUGGCGUUCUUCAUUUUAUUGAUGCUUUGGGGAGAGGUAGGUUCUGAAUCGAUUCAGUAUUCCGUAUUGGAGGAGACAGAAAGUGGCACGUUUGUGGCCAACUUGACAAAGGACCUGGGACUGAGGGUGGGGGAGCUGGCUGCACGGGGAGCUCGGAUUGUUUUCAAAGGGAACAGACAACAUUUGCAGCUUGAUCCACAGACCCAUGAUUUACUGCUAAAUGAAAAACUGGACCGGGAGGAACUGUGUGGCUCCACUGAGCCGUGUGUGCUACCUUUCCAAGUGUUACUGGAAAACCCCUUGCAGUUUUUUCAGGCUUCCUUGCGAGUCAGAGAUAUAAAUGACCACGCCCCGGAAUUCCCUGCCAGAGAAAUGCUCCUGAAAAUAUCAGAAAUUACUAUGCCAGGAAAGAUAUUUCCUUUGAAAAUGGCACACGAUUUAGACACUGGCAGCAACGGCCUUCAGAGCUACACAAUCAGUUCCAACCCUCACUUCCACGUUCUCACCCGCAAUCGCAGCGAAGGCAGGAAGUUCCCGGAGCUGGUGCUGGACAAACCGUUGGACCGCGAGGAGCAGCCCCGACUCACGCUAACGCUCACCGCGCUGGAUGGUGGGUCUCCGCCCCGGUCAGGGACCUCCGAGAUUCACAUCCAGGUUUUGGACAUCAAUGACAACAUCCCCGAGUUUGCUCAGGAGCUCUAUGAGGCGCAAAUCCCUGAGAACAAUCCCCUCGGCUCUCUGGUUAUUACCGUCUCAGCCAGAGAUUUAGAUGCAGGAUCGUUUGGGAAGGUAUCUUACGCCCUGUUUCAAGUCGAUGACAUCAACCAACCGUUCGAAAUAAACUCAAUCACAGGAGAAAUUCGGUUGAGAAAGGCUUUGGAUUUUGAGGAAGUUCAGUCUUAUGACGUGGAUGUUGAGGCUACAGAUGGUGGGGGCCUAUCAGGAAAAUGUUCUUUAGUCGUCAGGGUCCUGGACGUGAAUGACAACGCCCCUGAACUCACCAUGUCGUUCUUCAUCAGCCCCAUCCCAGAAAACUUGCCAGAGAUCAUAGUGGCAGUUUUCAGUGUUUCAGAUGCAGACUCUGGGCAUAACCAACAGGUUAUUUGUUCAAUAGAGAACAAUCUCCCUUUUCUACUAAGACCUUCCGUGGAGAAUUUCUACACCCUGGUAACAGAUGGGGCACUGGACAGAGAGAGCAGAGCCGAGUACAACAUCACCAUCACCGUCACUGAUUUGGGGACACCCAGGCUGAAAACCCAGCAGAGCAUAACCGUGCUGGUCUCCGACGUCAAUGACAACGCCCCCGCCUUCACCCAAACCUCCUACACCCUGUUCGUCCGCGAGAACAACAGCCCCGCCCUGCACAUCGGCAGUGUCAGCGCCACAGACAGAGACUCAGGCACCAACGCCCAGGUCACCUACUCGCUAUUGCCGCCCCAGGACCCGCACCUGCCCCUCGCCUCCCUGGUCUCCAUCAGCGCAGACAACGGCCACCUGUUUGCCCUCAGGUCGCUGGACUACGAGGCCUUGCAGGAGUUCGAGUUCCGCGUGGGCGCCACAGACCGCGGCUCCCCAGUGCUGAGCAGCGAGGCGCUGGUGCGCGUGCUGGUGCUGGACGCCAACGACAACUCGCCCUUCGUGCUGUACCCGCUGCAGAACGGCUCCGCGCCCUGCACUGAGCUGGUGCCCCGGGCGGCCGAGCCAGGCUACCUGGUGACCAAGGUGGUGGCGGUGGACGGCGACUCGGGCCAGAACGCCUGGCUGUCGUACCAGUUGCUCAAGGCCACGGAGCCCGGGCUGUUCGGUGUGUGGGCGCACAAUGGCGAGGUGCGCACCUCCAGGUUGCUGAGUGAGCGCGACGCGGCCAAGCACAGGCUGGUGGUGCUGGUCAAGGACAAUGGCGAGCCUCCACGCUCGGCUACCGCCACGCUACACUUGCUCCUAGUGGACGGCUUCUCCCAGCCCUACCUGCCGCUCCCGGAGGCAGCCGCGGCCCAGGCCCAGGCCGACUCUCUCACCGUCUACCUGGUGGUGGCAUUGGCCUCGGUGUCGUCGCUGUUCCUCUUGUCGGUGCUCCUGUUUGUGGCGGUGCGGCUGUGCAAGAGGAGCAGGGCGGCCUCGGUGGGUCGCUGCUCGGUGCCCGAGGGCCCCUUUCCAGGGCAUCUGGUGGACGUGAGCGGCACCAGGACCCUGUCCCAGAGCUACCAGUACGAGGUGUGUAUGAUGGGAGGCUCAGGAACAAAUGAGUUCAAGUUCCUGAAGCCGAUUAUCCCCAACUUCCCUCCUCAGGGCACUGAGAGAGAAAUGGAAGAAACCCCCGCCCUUCCGAAUAGCUUCCCAUUCAGUUAAGUGUGGGAUUAUUUUACUAAAUCUUACUUAUGUUUGGAGAUCUCUUUUAACUUAAAGUUACAUGUUCUGUUUCUUUUUAAUUUACCUCUAUUCUUUAGGUUGAAAUUUUAUAUAAAGUAAGAUACUGGGUGUCUUAGUAUUUCCUGUUCAUGCUUAGGAGUUUAUUACUUCACUUGAGGGUACUUGACAAUAUGAACACAAAGUAAAUUUUUAUUUGCAUAAUUUUAAACUUUUGAAAUUAAAUUAUCUAUUCUUCCCCCACCCAAAAAAAAAGUAUUGUAAAUCCUUAAGUAAGAUUGUAUUUCUAGCUAUUGGUAAGAGUUGUUUCACUAUUGCUAUGUAGGACUGUUUUUAAAAUGUGAGUAUUUCAUAUUAUUUAAUCCUCCAGUGUCUCAUUUUGCAGUAACUCCUACAGUGUGUAACACUAAAAAUAAGAACUAAUGAUGGCUAAACACUAAAGUAGCCAUUCAUACUUAUGCAUAUUUUAGUAUCCCAUAAUAGUCAAUCCAAAAUUUUUGUGACUAUAGACUUUACUGAAGUGUCAUCACAUUAGUUUGUGAGCCUCAUGUAAGAACAUGAUGGUCUUUAAAAAAAAAAAAAGUCGUACCAAUUAUAAAUGCUUAAUAAAUAUUUGCUGAACAUUACUAACAUUCUAGUACUGAUUUUUAAAAACACUAUUGUAUCUACAGCAAAAUGCUAAUAUCCUCUGUACAACAAAAUAUCCUUGCCAAUGAGUGAAAGUAUGAAAUAUCACUUCUUAGUCAAAUCACUAUUGCUUUCCUUCAAAACAGAAAACACUCUUGACUCUUCUACUCACCCUACAUACCACUACAGAAAAUAAAAUUCUUAACCGCACGGUUUACCUUUUUGUCUUUGUUUAACAAUUUGAAAGUUGAAGGGCUUUCAAAUUAUAUUUGCCAAACUCCUCCUCUCACUUUCUCAAGAUAUUUGGUAUCUACCAAAAUCUAAAUAAGGUAUUAGUGGCAGGUUAUUUGGUAACAUCAGAUUUUCCCUACUAGUGUUGUGUAAGCAUCAUUUGCCUGUAUUAACCAUAAAACCAUUUACCUUCACAGUUUAUCCCAUAUUUAGUCUUAUUUGUGUCAGUUGUAUUUGUGAUAUUUCAUUUAAAAAUCCCUCUUUCAACUUUCUAUCAAAGGUAAGCAAUGUAUAUUAAAAUGACCAUUCAGUGACUAUUUUAUUUUAUUUUGAGACGGAGUUUUGCUCUUGUUGCCCAGGUUGGAACA